ACGAGGGAUAACAAGGAAGUUGGAAAAUCGUGAAAACCUUURAACUUUGUAUGAUAUCGCUGGGAUAUCUGUGGACUUGAUGCUGUUGGUUGUUUAAAAUGGACUAUAAAGUCAAACUCAAGAGUCUUUUGGAUGAUGCUUUGAAAAUAGAGGCUCUUGAGGUGGCCUUUCAUGGGUUCUUGAGGAGAAAAGAUGGCGAUGAUGAGAGUGUAAAGGCAUCAUUUCUUGAGGCCUUCAAACCAUUUUGGGAUUCAGUACCUAAAGAACUAAAGGAAGAAAUUGUCCAACAGUUCAUGACAUACAUUCACGAACAGAAGAGUCUAAGAAGAAUUGACUUUUGUUUUGACUUUUUGGUCAAUCUAGUAGAGAAGAAUGUUAUCUCGGCAAGGUUGAUCUGUGAGGCAGCACUGAAAUCAGAACAUCUGAAGUUUGAAAAUGAAGUCACAUGGUGCAAAACAUUUCAACUUAUUUAUAGAAUUGUAGGAGGGACAGAUUACAAGGGUUGUCGUGGUGUAUUGAGCCUGCUGUUUGUUAAGUUCAGCAGUAUACCUAAUGUUCCUGACCCUGCCUAYUCUAGUCGUAUUCACGAUGCUCUUAAGGUUUUACAGUACAUAUUUGAUCGCAAAGCAUGUCUACUUCCUGCAUACUUUGUCAUUAGUGAGAUUUACAAUAAUUUUCCAGAAGUACAAGAAUCACAAGUAGUUCCUCACUGGUCAAUCAGCAAGUUGAUUUCUUCCUAUGUGGACAGCUUCAGACCACUUGCACACAUUGUUAGCGUCACAGGUCGGCCGUUCUUGCUUCCCAUCAUUGGUCACCCUGGGUCUUCUCUAAGCGUGUGGAAACUGGAACCUAGCACUCGUAGUUUUCCCAUCAAAGGCCUUUUACCUUAUGACAGGGAUUUGUUGGAGCCCCAAGAUCCUCUKCUGCAGUAUGUAAUAGGACAGCCUUACUCUCGUGAUAUAGUAUGUACAUUGCUUGGCCUUAACAAGCAGCAAAAGCAAAGAUGYCCUGCCUUAGAGGAUCUGUUGGUUGAUCUGAUAGUUAUUGCAAUGGAGAAAACAGAGAACAAGCCUGUUGAGAUGGGCGUGUCAGGUUGUCAGUUACUUUGGCAUCACUUGUCCAGCCAUCUCAUCUUCUUUGUGUUGUUUCAAUUUGCAAGCUUUCCACACAUGGUGACACAACUUUACGACAAGCUAUCAGGAAGAACAUUAAAGAAAGGAAGAAACCAUCUUAUGUGGGUUUUAUUGCAAUUUAUUUCUGGAAGUAUUCAGAAAAAUCCUCUGAGUGAUUUCAAGCCUGUUUUGAGGUUAUUUGAGCUGCUGUAUCCAGAAAAUGAGCCUCUACCUGCCCCUGAUAUCAACAGCUCYGAUUCUGUUCACUCCCUUGCGAUGGCUUGCAUUUGGAUUCAUCUCACUAAAAAGGCUGAGCUAGAGAAACUCACAAUCAAGUCACCAACAUCGCAUAUUCUAAAGAACCAACUGGAGUUUAUCCAUGAAUGGUCCAACAAUAAAUCUACUCCUUACUCUAUGAACAAUUAUGCUAUACCAAUUCUCUGCAAUGCWUAUAGCACUAUUCCUGCUCGCUUCACUGUUGCCAUGACUGUUUUAGUCGAGAUGUGUUUUGGUAAUGGUAAGGUUACCUUUGAUUCACAGUAUUUUUUCUCGAAUCAUGAAAUUGGGGACGUCUGGUGCAACAGUGGCACUUGCGCCAGCCCUGGUAGAGACAUACAGUCGACUGCUCGUGUACAUGGAAAUAGAGUCUCUUGGAAUCAAAGGCUUUAUCAGUCAUUUACUUCCAACUGUAUUCAAGAGCCAUGCAUGGGGAAUACUUCAUACAUUAUUAGAGAUGUUCAGCUAUCGUCUCCAYCACAUUCAACCAGUUUAUCGAGUWACUCUUCUCUCACAUCUCCAUUCCAUCGCUAGUGUGCCUAACACCAAUCAAAACCAACUUCAACUUUGUGUGGAAAGUACCGCACUUCGUCUCAUCACUGGUCUAGGCAGUUCUGAAGUGCAGGCACAAUUAACRAAGUUUUUAACAGAACCGAAACAGAUUCUCUCGUCGGAAUCGGAAGAACUCAACCGUGCUUUAGUUCUUACAAUCGCUAGAUCAAUGCAUGUUACAGGUGCUGAGUCUUGUGGUAACUGGUGUGAAGGCAUCUUACGCGUUUUAGUGUCUAACACACCACACAG
Messenger RNA from Exaiptasia diaphana, 2189 nucleotides. Its product is annotated as mediator of RNA polymerase II transcription subunit 23. Lineage: Eukaryota; Metazoa; Cnidaria; Anthozoa; Actiniaria; Aiptasiidae. Gene Ontology annotation, cellular component: mediator complex; transcription regulator complex. Gene Ontology annotation, biological process: regulation of transcription by RNA polymerase II; positive regulation of gene expression. The record is from RefSeq and is a predicted model, not a curated record.